Odontomachus brunneus is the source of this 2866-nucleotide messenger RNA. RefSeq lists its product as uncharacterized. The transcript is spliced from 3 exons. Lineage: Eukaryota; Metazoa; Arthropoda; Insecta; Hymenoptera; Formicidae. The coding region runs from base 488 to 2866 and encodes 792 amino acids. The record is from RefSeq and is a predicted model, not a curated record.
UGUGUGUUCGUCCAGAGUUGCAUUGCCAUUGAAUACACGCUUAGAGUCUGUGUGGUACAACAUACACAGGAGACUUCGUGUAUGUUUGAGUGACAUGCCCACAUAGUAGUGACCCCGACGUGAUCUCAAACGGUCGGUCGGCCCGACGUGAUCUCAAACGGUUGGUCGGCCCGACGUGAUCUCGGUCUGCACACUUCUUAUUCUACCCUCACAAGAUAAAUAUAUGAAAGUGCUAAACCAAUGCAGCUCUGUGACUUAGCGAACUUGUGCGAGUGCUGAGCACACCUUUCUUUUGUUCAUGUACAUAUAGAUUUAAGCAGCGAAAGACAUUGCAAACAAAGACUUUAAAAAAAAACGAUCUCAGCGAAGUGAGUGACAGGGCCUCGUGAGAAGUGCGGAACUCUCGGCCUUCCUUCCUCCUCUGAUUCUCUUUUUCUUUUCUUUGUCUUUUCUCGCGUGUGUCAAAACGAGUGAGUGAGUGAGUGCAAUGUUGCACUCCCCUGUGCGUGGUACGAGUGACAGCUCCAGCACCGCGAUGACGUCGCGUGGCGGUGUUCCACCUGCAGAGCAUGCCCCUCGGCAUGGAGAUGGCAACCAGGAUGCCAGUAUCGACCGGAACGUCAGUGAGUUCCGAGGUAGAGCUCCUCCACUGCAACCUCCACAGAUGGGCACUGAGCCAUUCGGCGAGCCGACCAUUGAGUCUGUCACCACGUGCAGAGUGCCACCUUUUUGGAAGCAGCAGCCGGCUUUGUGGUUUGCGCAAAUCGAGUCACUUUUCCAGAUCUAUCGAGUCCGAUCUGAUGACAGCAGGUACCAUCUUGUCAUUGGUGCACUUGACUCGAAGGCGAUUCAAGAGAUUGCAGACAUUCUCGCCACACCACCAGAGAUCGACAAGUACGUCACGCUCAAGACGCAGCUACUUGCCCGUUUCGCUGACUCGGCGAACAAACAGCUCCAUCGCCUGCUCACGGAUCUGGAGCUUGGAGGCCGGAAGCCGUCACAGCUCCUUCGUCACAUGAAGACGCUCGCCGGCAGCCGAGUAUCGGAGGAUGUGCUCCGAGUCCGCUGGUUGGCACUCCUGCCACCAGCCGUACAGCGAGUCCUAAAGAUCCUGCGGACAACCAGCCUCGAUGAACUCUCAUCGGUAGCAGACGACCUCAUGGAGGGCACCUUCACACCACAGGUCCUCGCAGUCACUACACCGCAAGCUCCUUCACCAGUUCGAGGCAGUCCAGCUCUUGCAGCCAGUAACCAGGACAUUCACCAGUUGCAGGAGGCGGUGACGACGAUGCAGCAGACAGUCUGUCAUCUCACGACUUUGUUUGAACGUCUUUUGCCUCGGGUAUGGUCCACCAGGGACAAACUACUUAUACGGGACGGCCGCGUUCCAGGUCGCGCCCCCGUAGCAGCCCAACUCGACAGAGAGGUAGUCAAUGGUGCUACAAUCAUCGCCGUUUUGGCGCCUCUGCCAGGCAGUGCCACCAAUCCUGCGGCUACAGGUCUUCAGCUUCUGCGGCAGCCCAUGUGGGAAAUUGACGCCGCUGUCGUCGGAGCAGGUGGUAGACGACAGCACUACUGCACCUGUCGGAAAAAGACUCCACGUCUCGCUCCAGCUGAACUGCGCCUGUUCGCCGCAAACUCCACAGCUAUCAGCACAUACGGACAAGAGCCGCUGACUCUCAACCUAGGACUUCGUCGUGCCUUCAGGUGGUCCUUCAUCAUUGCAGACGUGUCUUCAGCAAUUUUAGGAGCAGAUUUCUUGGCCCACUACGGACUGGUCAUUGAUCUUUCUCGGCGGAGCUUGGUAGAUUCGCAUACCAGCCUCAUUACACAAGGUGCGAUUCGCAAUGCUGCCACAGUCAGCAUCUCGGCAGUCGGGCAGCACAACCUCGCAGACUCACCGCAGCGUGAUGCAUACGCCAGCCUUCUACAGCGCCAUGCUGCAGUCUUUACGCCAAGGCCUACCCCUUCAGCGUUUCGCUCUGACCGGACAGCGCACCACAUUAGGACCACAGGCCCUCCAGUGUUUGCGCGUCCAAGGAGACUCUCAGGCGAUCGCUUGGCAGCAGCCAAGGCGGACUUUGACCUACUGUUACACCUGGGUGUUGUGCAGCCAUCGCACAGCCAGUGGGCGAGUCCAAUUCACAUAGUGCCCAAGGACCAAGGUGGAUGGCGUACAACUGGGGACUACCGCCGCCUGAAUGCUCAGACAGUUUCAGACAGAUACCCAGUUCCUCGGAUUGACGAUAUUCUGCAGCGGAUGCAUGGAAAACGGGUUUUCUCGACGAUAGAUCUCGUCCGAGCCUAUCAUCAGAUUCCCAUAGCACCAGAAGAUGUGCCAAAAACUGCCGUUACGACACCUUUUGGCCUCUUCGAGUUUCUGGGCAUGCCGCCUGGACUUCGCAACGCCACGCAGACGUUCCAGCGCCACAUGGAUGGUCUGUUGCGUGGAAUAGACUUUGCAGCCUGCUAUAUAGACGACAUCAUAGUGUUUUCGAACAGCCAUGAAGAGCAUCUACAACAUCUAGCGGUCAUUCUAGAACUCCUGCAAGGCAGCGACUUGCCAGUCGACGCAGGAAAAUCCUUCUUCGCACAGGACUCCGUUCAGUACUUAGGUUACACAGUCUCACAGUCUGGACUCAAGCCGCCGCAAGACAAAGUAAGAGCUAUAGAGCAGUUUCCAAAGCCUGAAACUGUUACGGAACUUCACCGAUUCCUUGGAAUGACAAAUUAUUAUCGUCGAAUUCUGCCAAAUGCCGCCAAGAGACAAGCACUGCUCACAGCAUUCCUCAAGGAUGCAAGGAAGAAAAACAAACGCAAGAUUCUCUGGACACCGGAAUUUCCUGAACUUGUAAUAUGUUGUUAA